CAGUAGCACGUAAACGUCUUUACGUUUUCCACGCUUCAAAGGCCAACGACUCGUAUUACACUCCUGAAAUAGGAUAGUAUAAACGACAAUUUAUCAUCGCCUUUGUUUUUAUCAUUUAUGUUCACACCUGAGGAGCGAUACACGACACAAGCCAUCAGUAAUUUCAAGUCGGAGGGACGGGGAUUAUUAGAUGUUUUGGUGCCUGUCAGCUGGUGGGCGAGUCAGCCUGCGCCUUCGCAGGCUAGCUCGCUAACGUUGUCUUGAGGACAGCCAGUUAGACAUCAGAGCUUGUAGCUAUAGGUUAUAGCUUUAAACCGACGUCUAGUAGACGUUGUUUAACUUUUGCAGCUAGCAUUUUAGCUAGCUAAAUCCAUCUCGCACAUAGUAGCCAUGGCAACUAGGCGUCUGACCGAUGCUUUCUUAUUAAUGCGGAACAAUGCAAUCCAAAACCGGCAGAUUUUGGCUGAGCAAGUGAGUACACACGACCCCCGUCGUACUCUGAGUACACGUAGCAAUGCUGCGGAGCUGGAUGAGUUGGCUGAUGACCGUAUGGCGCUGGUGUCCGGCAUCAGUCUGGACCCUGAGGCUGCCAUUGGAGUCACCAAGAGACUUCCACCCAAAUGGACAGAGGGGGUGGACGAGAUUCAGUAUGAACUGACUCGUAUUGGUCAGAAGAUGAAGGAGCUGGCUAGUCUUCACGAUAAGCACAUGAACCGGCCCACACUGGAUGACAGCAGUGAGGAGGAGCACGCCAUCGAGAUCACCACACAGGAAAUCACACAGAUGUUCCACAGGUGCCAGCGAGCGGUGCGAGGCCUGCAGUCCCGCUGUGGUCACUGCACCCAGCAAGAGGAGCGUGUGCUCAGGAACGUGGUGUCCUCUCUAGCCCAGAACCUCCAGGAGCUCUCCACCAACUUCAGACACACGCAGUCCAGCUACCUCAAACGUAUGAGGAACCGGGAGGAAAGAUCUAAGCACUUUUUUGACUCUGGUCCACUGAUGGAGGAGGACGAGGACCUGGCACUUUAUGACCGCGGUUUCACAGAUGACCAGCUGCUGAUGGUGGAGCAGAACACCAUGAUGGUCGAGGAGCGGGAGAGGGAGAUCCGUCAGGUGGUCCAGUCCAUCUCAGACCUCAACGAGAUCUUCAGAGACCUGGGCAGCAUGGUGGUGGAACAGGGGACAGUGCUGGACCGGAUUGACUUUAACGUGGAAGCGGCCUGCGUCAAAACAGAAGACGGCCUCAAGCAGCUGCAGAAGGCUGAACAGUACCAGAAGAAAAACCGCAAGAUGCUGGUCAUUUUAAUCCUCUUCGUCAUAGUCGUGGUUUUAAUUCUCAUUUUGUUUAUCACAAAGUUUUAGCACACAUUCCUACAUUUGUGCGUGUGUAUGAGGGCCUUAUCUGUGCUCCAAUCAGGAUUGCCUGUCUCUACAACACUCCAUACAGAAGAGUGAUAUUAUGUUCAGUGUGUGCAACAUCAUCUCAAGGGUUUCCAUUGGGACGGAGCACAUCAAAACACACACACACCCUCCCUGUCUAAAGCUUAUCUGAUAUCCAGUGCAAUGGAAUCUUAAAAAUCCCCCCCACACACACAUAUACACACACACACACUCACACACACAUACACACUCUCUCUGUCUCUUUAAUGGAUCAGUGAAACAGCGCUGAUCUCCAUACUUUGGAAAUGGGAGCCCAUUGUUGAUUUGCGUAUACUUGCGUAAGCUUUAUCUGUGUUAUGUCUGUCCAGCCUGGAAGAAUUCCGUGUGUGUGUGUGUGUGUGUGUGUGUGUGUGUGUGUGUGUGUGUGUGUGUGUGUGUGUGUGUGUGUGUGUGUGUGUGUGUGUGUAUUUUUUCUUUUCUUUGACUCUGAUCUGAUCUGAGGUUAACAGCAGUGUUGAGGAGAGGUGGAUUGUGGCCCUACCCUCAGAUGCCUUGAGUUUCUCCCACUGCUGGUGUUUGUCAUGCUGUGAGACUCUGCCCCCUCUAGGAGGAGAGUGGCAGCACAGCUCUCAGACUGGAAAGCCCCCUAUAGGAGGCGAGAGGUAGUGCACCACUGUCAGUUCCUGGUCAUCACAUAACAUAUCCUGCAGUAGUGUGAGAAGACUGCCGCUUUAUCUCCAUCUCCCUUCAGUCACCUGUGUGUGAAUACCCUGCUGUUCCUUUCUGCAGCCCAGCAGCCAGAGUCUCUACCCAUGCUGUCCAGCAGGGGGCGACCCAGUUCCCUCUGACAGCUCAAGGACUUGGGGAAAGUGUUGUUGUUGUUGUUGUUGUUGUUGUGCUUCUGGACCAUUUCUGUUGUCAUGUUGUUUACACAUGCACUUUCAGGCCAAUCUGAUUGGCCAUCGACUCUCGUGUGUGUGGACUGAUGUCUGGGGGUUCUAUCCUGGCUAUGGAGUCUACUGUCUCCUGUAAAAUAUGAAGUAAUUAUUUAUUUUCAAGUGUACAAAUUGUGAAGAUUGUAUAGAGGGGAUGCCUAUGGUUUGAAUGGUGUGGGGAAAUGUAAGAUAAGUUAUCCACAAUCAAGUCCACUACACUUUUCUGUCUCAAAUUCAAUUCUGUAUCUGACAUACCUGUUUGUUUGUUUAAUCUUGUUUUGAAACUGGUGUUGAGAUGGUGUCAUAUACCACGACUGCUUCAUACUCUGUUUGAUCAAGUCGCUUUUCUCAGAAAUGAGUGGAUCGUGGCUAAAGAUGCUUCCAUAUCCGGGAUGGGGACCGUGUCAGUGACAUCACUGGCUUCCGUGUUAUGAUGUUUUCUGUGUGAUGGAGAAACAGGUGCCACCCUAUGACACUGUACGGACGUAUCGUAAGCUGCACAAGGGGUUAUGUAUGGAGAAAGAUUUUACAGAAUAAACAUGAAAUGUGA
Messenger RNA from Clupea harengus (Atlantic herring), 2865 nucleotides. It is a transcript of the gene stx16, whose product is annotated as syntaxin 16. The record is from RefSeq and is a predicted model, not a curated record. Gene Ontology annotation, biological process: vesicle fusion; vesicle-mediated transport; intracellular protein transport. NCBI's taxonomy places the organism in Eukaryota, Metazoa, Chordata, Actinopteri, Clupeiformes, Clupeidae. Gene Ontology annotation, cellular component: membrane; SNARE complex; endomembrane system. Gene Ontology annotation, molecular function: SNARE binding; SNAP receptor activity.